UAGAUGGAGAGAGGGAGGUGUGAAGUCGCAACCAAGGGUUGUAAAGAGCUGAAGGCGUGAGAAAGGAAAAUGACAUUUCAUGCUAAAGCUGCAGUUUGGGAUCGAUGCUCGAAGUCUUAAAAGAAGCGGGACAGAAACUGAGAGGAGGGAAGACUGUAGCUGUAAUUGGAAGAUGAAGGAACAUUCAGUCAGGCUUCACGAUCUCCAGGAGAGGCACGAUGAACGAUGGUAACCAUGGAUCCUCUUCGCUGUAGCGCUUAAAACCGUGCAACAAACAGAUCAUGACAAAUCAGAAUAAAGAAAAUGAAGAGGUGAACCAUUAGCUGACUUAACCUUUCUCUGACUCCUCUGCUUGUCAGCCUUACACCUCUAGACCUGCAGGGGACGGACAGCCACUGAUAAUAAUCACCUGAUGCAACACUUUCAGGAACUCUGUCAGGAAAUACCCAGAGCGGUCUCAAACCAGAGGUGUUAACAGCUGCAGCUCAACCUAAAAGUCAGAGUACAACUACUGGAGGAGCAUGGUGGAACGCGGAGUUCAGAGCAGUGAGUUGUCGCCUGGAAGUCAAACCCCCAGGAACCAAUGAGUAGCAGUGGAUUUGGCAGCAGCUCCAGCUUGCUCCAGGGCCGACGUUUCUACUGCCGGGAAUGGGCCCUGGACAAGCUGCGGCGCUGCCUGGACAGCCGCUCCGUGCCGGGGCAACCGGCAGGGCUGCUGGUGAUGGGGGGCCCCGGCGCCGGGAAGACCGCUCUGUGCACUGAGGUGGCGUGGCCCACCUCGAAGGCUGGCCUGGCAGUCGGUCUGGCACAACGCUGCCUGGCCUCCCACUUCUGCCAGAGGGAGGACCAGAGGAGCACGGUGCUGUGGAGGUUUGUCCUUGGCCUGGUGGAGCAGCUGAGGGCCUCACCUCUCCUCUCUCCUGGGUACGAAGAGAUCCUCAACAGCCCGUCUGUAUCCGCUUCUCUGGAGCCUCUCACCUGUCAAAGAGACCCUGAUGAUACCUUCAAGAGAGCAGUGUUGGGAGCCCUGUUGGACCUUCCUCCUCCCGCCCAGACUCUGAUGGUGUUGGUGGACUCCCUGGAUGUAGGGUAUGGAGCAGGAGAAGGAAUUGGGAACAGCGGCUCCAUUGCACAGCUCCUGGCCGCCAAUCAACACCUGCUGCCCAGCUGGCUGCUGCUGGUCUGCUCUGUCCGCCGCCACAACAAGGCUGUGUCCAAGAUGUUCUCAGGUUUUCGUAGGCUCUGUCUGGAUGAUCUGCGCAAGCCCCCGCCAGUCCGUGAUGUGCAGCAGUACAUCCUGUGCCGGCUAGAUGAAGAUGCAACACUUCGCCGUCAGCUCACUCCUGACACAGCUGACAUGUUGAAUCUGCUGCAUAUUAAGAGCGGCGGCUGCUUUCUCUUCCUUGAGCGUGUGCUGGAUGGGGUGGCAGGUGCACUUGUGGGACUCCGGGAGAUCCGAGACAUCCCUGGGACUCUCAAUGGCCUCUACCUGUGGUUAUGCCAGAGACUGUUCCCCCGGGCACUCUUUGUCUAUGUCAGGCCUCUCCUCAAUGUCCUCUUGGCUGCCCCAAGGCCCCUCACGCCCCAGCAGCUGUUCACAGCAGCCUGGACACAUGACACCCCGCUCAGCCUCCAGGACUUCCAGAACAAGCUCCGAACCCUUGCACCUCUCCUGAUCGAUGGCCCUGGGGGCACCAAACUACUUUUUCAUGCCAGCUUUGCUGAGUGGCUGACGGAUGUUAAGUAUUGCACGCAGAAGUACCUCUGUAGCAGAACAGAAGGUCACAGCAUGCUUGCCAUGGCUCUGACUUUGCAGGGACCCCACCUAGACAUUGAGGACACUUGCCAGCUCGCCACACAUUUAGUUUGCUCAGGUCACCAUAAAGAUAACCCCUCAUUAUUGGCCCUGUGGAUGCUGUGGGCAGGUGUGCCUGCCCUUACUCCUAGCGGCAGUAGUGCCCUCACCACAUCCGUAAGCCAUCCUCCUGUUCUGGUCAGUCAGGAAGUCCUUCAGCUGUUAACGAGGAGUGGGCUCGUCUCUGCAGCCUGUUUUUCACAUGCAGACCCAAGGGUUGGAGUGCAUUGUACAGGGGAAGAGGGAACUAAUUUACGAGAGGCAUUUGAAAGGGAGGUGUCUGUAAAGAAGCUGCUAGGCAGCGGGGUGUCUGUAAACCAGCCUAUUUCUACAGAUGGAAAGACCUUGCUUGCCAGUGCGGCCCACGAGGGUUCUGCAAACGUAGCUGAACUUCUCCUGACACACGGAUCUGAUCCACUGGUCAGUGAUCAACAGGGUCAAACGCCACUGACUUUGGCUUCCAGGCAGGGCCAUGUCAAAGUGUUGUCUGUGCUCCUGGAAUGGACCAAAAGCCAGGAGCCAGAAACUGCAGUGCGGAUGAUGGAGCAUCUCGACAAUGAAGGCUGGACAGCACUGCGUUCUGCAGCUUGGGGAGGACACAGCGAGGCUGUCCGGCUUCUGCUAGAUGCAGGAGCAGAUGUGGAUGGAUGUGACGCUGAGGGCCGGACUGCUCUCAGAGCUGCUGCCUGGGGGGGGCAUGAGGAAAUUGUCCUGACCCUGCUGGACUAUGGGGCACAGGUUGACAAAGCUGACAGCAAGGGCCGCACGCCGCUUAUUGCUGCUGCCUAUAUGGGACAUCAUGAAGCUGUGGAGAUAUUGCUGGACCACAAUGCAGAAGUUAACUUAGCUGAUGGAGAUGGGCGCACUGCUUUGUCAGUCGCUGCCCUCUGUGUCCCUACAGCAGCAGGGGUCAAAGGUUAUGGUGAGGUAGCAAGUCUCUUGCUGGAGCGUGGAGCAGAUCCAGCACACAGAGACCAUGAUGGAAUGACACCAUUGCUUCUUGCAGCCUAUGAGGGCCAUGACGAUGUAGUUGAGCUUCUGUUAGAAGCUGGUGCUGAUGUAGAUGAGACUGCUGGCCCUAAUGGCAAUGUCCCUGCUGCAGCUGCUGUUACUCCCCUGCUGGCGGCUGCAGCAAUGGGUCACAUGAAGACGGUGUCACGGCUGCUUUUCUGGGGAGCAGCUGUGGAUGCCAUUGAUUGUGAAGGCAGGACGGCACUCUGCCUUGCAGCAGCAAGAGGCAGCGUUGAGGUUGUUCGUGCCCUGCUGGACCGUGGCCUGGACGAGAACCACAAGGAUGACCUUGGCUGGACUCCACUGCACGCUGCUGCCUGUGAAGGCCAUCGGGGUGUGUGUGCUGCUUUGACAGAGCGAGGCAGCAUGGCACGUGUUGGAGAGAUGGAUAUUGAAGGACGCACCCCUCUUAUACUGGCUGCCCAGGAAGGUCACUGGAGCACUGUCAGGCUGUUGUUGGACAGACGUUCUCCCAUUGAUCACAGGGCAUAUGAUGGCCAUUCUGCCUUGAGUGCCGCACUCCUCGAGGGCCAUGCUGAGGUUGCAGAGCUGCUUAUGAGGCGAGGGGCUGAUACUGAUGUCCGGGAUGCAGAGGGAAGGCCUCUGCUCUACCUCCUAGUGUUGGAGAACCGCCUUGAAAAGGCUACUCUCCUCAUAGAGAAGGGGGGGGUGCCCCUGGAGUCCAGAGACUCUGAGGGCCGUACAGCGCUUCAUGUGGCUUCCUGGCAGGGGUGUGUGGAGAUGGUAGACCUACUGUUAAAGCAUGGGGCAAACCCCAAUGCACAGGAUACAGAAGGGAGACCACCAAUGCAUUCAGUGGCUUGGACAGGACAUGCUGAAGUAGGACGUCAUCUCCUUGAAAGCAGUGGUGUCAAUAUAGACCUUGCUUGUCACCAGAAGGCAACAGCUCUGAGCAUCGCUGCCCAGGAGGGACAUGCAAACAUUGUUGCAAUGCUUCUGGAAAGAGGCGCAAAUCCCAAUCACAUGGAUAAAUAUGGCCGCAGUCCAGUCAAAGUGGCUGGGAAACAUGGGCACUUUAACAUUGUCAGGCUCUUGGAGAGCUAUGGAGCCAAGCCAUACGUAGGCCUGUUGCCUAACUCAAGAACUGGCUCCCCUGCAAAACCCAACAAGAUCCUCUCUUCGGGCAUCUUGGUGAGUAAUGGAGGUGAAGUCACAGCUGCUACCUCUUCCUCUUCAGUAUCUUCUCCCGGCUCCACUGCAGAACGAUUCCACUCUACGCAGAGCUCCCAAUCCUCAUCUACCUGCCACUCAUUGGCCACGGUGCAGACAGUGCCAGCCGACAGCCUCCGCUUCAUUCAGCAGAUCCAACAGCACUCACUGCCCCGCAGUCGUAGUCGUCCCUCCACCCUCCCCCCACCAGGGAGCUCAGGCAGGGGCAGCCUCCAUGGAAGCAGCCAGAGGCAUCACAAGGGCAGCCCUCCUACCACUGUUUGCAAAAUCGCUGCCAUGGUGCACAACUGCGAACUGCCUCAGAAAGGCUUGUCAUCUGGACUUGAAUAUCAUGACAAAAUGAACAGCCAAAACUCAAACCUAAUAACACCAGACAGGACUACUUAUGCUGGUGGUAAAUGGCACUCAGUCAUGACUUCCCUUGGGAUAAUGCCAGGGCAAGACAGCCCUGCAGUAGGUGCUAAAAACAGAGAAAGUCCUCCUCUGGGCUACCCAUAUAGGCUACAGAGCCAACUUCAAGGGGAAGCUUGGGAUUCUCAACCCGAGAAGAACAUUUUGUCACCUGCUUGCUACAGUUUUUCCCCAGUCCCACCUUGCAGUGCCUUGCCAGAGGAUGUAAUGAUUGCUAUGACAACCACAGACCCACAGCUUAAUCUGAAACAGGCCAUCAAACUGCAGUUUGAGGGUCCCACCAGUGCAGCCUUAUACAAGAGAGAGACACCCCUGUGAUUGCUGCUCCAGUAUGUGACUAAAGUUAGCAAUUGUUACACUUCCUUUACAAACCUUUUACUUUAAACAAUUAGUUCAUCAACAGUACAUUUAAAGAAGGUAAUUUAUCAAGCCAAAUACUCUCUGGUCUCAGCAUCGCCAAUGUGAAGAUUUGCUGCUUUUCUUUGUUUUAGGUCAUUUCAAAUUAAUAUUGUAGGAUUCAGUAAUUUUGUUAUUUUGAAAAAAUAAUUGACAGAUCAAUUAAUCUGAAAUAAUCCUAAAUUGCCGCCCCAGUGUGGGUAUUUACAGGCUAUUUUGUGGUACCAUACAUUUAAAGCAUCCACAGACAUUUAAAUUCUAAUGACAUCUUUGUUUUCGAUGGAGAUGGAUAUAUUUUUACUGAGUUCACUGAGACGUUCUGGAUUGGGAAGAGAUAGGAAGUGAUCUCUUUCUCCACCCCCUUCAGAAAACCACAGGAAGAACAAACCGAAUGACAUCAAAGCUUACAUUCCUGCCUUUCCGUUGCCUGUUGUGUGUGUGUGUGUGUUGCGCAGGGCUCUAACAGCUCUAAUAGACAUGCUUAUUCAUUUAAAGUGUACUGUAAAGCAUGACUGUUCAUUUUCAAUAGGGACCGUAUAUAACACUCCAUAUUUUGGAACACAACUGUCUAGUUGGGUUAUGUUUUAAAUUAUUAUUUUUGCAAGGAAAUAUCCCUUUUUUAAAGCAGUAAACAACCUUGUUUAAGAGCUUUAAGCUUGUGGCCUUGAUCUUCAUUGAAGCCUUUAAUAUUUACUAUAAACUGGUCCACCCCCCCCAUAGGUCCAGUGCUGACAACCAAACACAGUUUCAAGAAAAGCAAGCCUACCAAAAGCCUAACCCGGUGCGGGGUUUAUGAUACAAACUAUAAAAGACAGCCAAGUGUACUGAACCAACUUGGCUUGCUAACAGUGUGUGUCUGUGAGCAAACAGGAAGGAAAGUGAAAAUUGGACCAUAAAAACUGAGGGUGUAUGUGGGAGGGUUGUUAAUUCCAAAACUUGUGUGUGGCCCAAAGACAUUUUGAGUUCUUUUAUCAUUUUCCAUUGGAUUAAUAUUUAAUUACAUUCAUACAUUAAAGUGGCAAACUGUGCCAUAAAAAUGUCUACCUCUUUCCUGUCUGCUUAAUUCGUGAAUGUGUAUGUCAUGUUUUAUUUCAUGCACUUUACUACUGUAUGUCACAGAAACCUUCUGAUGUCGCAUCAUGCAGAGAUGAAAGUCUGUUAGUGGGCUGAUGGUCGCCACCUGGGAGUAUAAAACCAAGCACUUUUGGAUGGUUUAGAAACUGGAGAAGGGAGAGCGAUCUGCAGGCAGGCCCAAGUGUGACAUCCUCCAUUUUUGUGAUGUGUUGCAUCUGUGAAACGUUUUAGCUUUUCAGACUUUGGGAGCUACAUUUCUAUAAAAGCACAAGUGUGCUAUUUUGAUGUCAUUAUAAGCUCUUUUGUCAACAUUGGCCCUGACGAAGUCUAGUACCUGAAAAGCUUUAUUAUUUAAUACUUUCAUUGGACCGAAGACACAGAGCCCUGGCCUUCUGCACCUUAGCAUUGUGUCGGGAGUGUGACGAUCUUCUCAAAAUGACAGUUUUCAAGCUAAAAUGUAACAAUUCUUUCACCAAUUUACUUUGAAUCUACAGCACAUGGCCAGAUACUCCGCUAACCCAGCAGGUUAAAUCUCUCCUUUGUCUCCUCCAGCUUUCUAUGAUACUUAUAUUGUGUUUCAGUAUAGAGAGCCCACGCCUCUCCUCUUUAUAGCCUCUAGCUAUGCUCCUUCCUACUUGUAAUAAAAUGCAUUUACUCAGAGUGAUUCUUUCAUCAGUUGCUUGUUUCUUGGGACCUAAUUCCAAACUAAAUGUGUAUCUUCUCUGUUACUGGACAGUAACAUUUACUUUACAGUCAUAGUACUGUAACAUUGCACUACAGUGUUGUACUGACAAUUAAUUUAUUUUUUAAACAUUUUGACAAGGACUUGACAUGUUUACCCAGUACUGUAGAAGAUACCCGUUUAGCUUAGAAUACUGAUAGAAACCCCCACGGAAACCGUUUUUUCAGGAAAAUGGAUAUAAUGGAAGAAAAGCUAAACCAGACGUGUGGUGGGACUUUGGCUCUCUAUACCCAAGCAAACACAAUACAGCUGUUGUCACUGACAUGUUUCUGAUGUCAGACAGCUGCAUCUGUUCGAUAAUCUGACUUCUCAGCCGUGUCUGUGAAGACAGACAGUGAUACAUCAGGUUUUUUGGGGGUGUUAAGAAGGUUAGUUUGGAAAAUGUCAGCUUGCUGUGGCAGAACGGUCAACUAGGGCAAAAAAAAAAAAAAGUGUGCUUUGAAAUCAUACUGUAGCAGAAUUUGCUGCCACCGUGGGAUACCCUCAACACAGAUCACAGCCCAGACAGACAAUUUACAGGCAACAGUGUUUAUGCUGACCAUUUACGGAAACCCCACUUUCAAGAGCAUCUGCCAUCCAAAGGUCGAGCACACUACUGCAUAUAAAGGGAGAGUUUAAUUAGUACAAUGAUCAGCUGAGACAAUUAACUCUCACUGAUCUGUGCUGACAGCUGGGUUACAACUGCUUUAAUAAGGACAAGCUGGAAAGGUCGGCAUGAUCUUUCAACCACUCUGCCCCUCUUUAACCUCUGGUUGAAACAUCAGUCUACACACUGACUUUAACACAAGGAAAGAAGAACAAAAGCAAACUUGUUUUUGGAAAUGUGUUAGUGUAACAUUUGUGAAAAGGAUCACAUUCCCUGCUUGGUCGACAGGGUUCCAAAGGUAAACAUCUGGUUAAAAUUGGUAUUUGCUUGACACUGAGAAUCUGAAACUAUGAGCCUCUUAUCCUGUGCAAACGCACUAUGCUCUGUAAAUAAUCUGGUAAUUUUGCGUUGGUGUCUUGUGUGUAGGAGCCCAGUCAUUUCCAUAAUUCUUCCUCAACAGCUCAAGUGUUCAAUGAAUACAUUGGGCACAAUGUUAUGUUAUUAUAUAAAUGCAUUCAUCUAUAAUUUAAACAAUGCUUGCUCCAGACAAAAUUACAAAUGUAAAAUGUGUUUGGUAAGUGUAUUUACUUUGGUUUAAAGACAUCUUGUGCUGGU
This is a messenger RNA of Perca fluviatilis (European perch), 7881 nucleotides long. It is a transcript of the gene ankrd50l, whose product is annotated as ankyrin repeat domain 50-like. The record is from RefSeq and is a predicted model, not a curated record. Gene Ontology annotation, cellular component: cytoplasm. Bases 584 to 4786 code for a protein of 1400 amino acids. The transcript has 4 exons. Gene Ontology annotation, molecular function: protein binding. NCBI's taxonomy places the organism in Eukaryota, Metazoa, Chordata, Actinopteri, Perciformes, Percidae.